Messenger RNA from Hyaloscypha bicolor E, 180 nucleotides. RefSeq lists its product as uncharacterized. Lineage: Eukaryota; Fungi; Ascomycota; Leotiomycetes; Helotiales; Hyaloscyphaceae. Bases 1 to 180 code for a protein of 59 amino acids. The record is from RefSeq and is a predicted model, not a curated record. Gene Ontology annotation, molecular function: nucleic acid binding. The transcript has a single exon.
AUGUUCCCUGACGUUGCCGCGGACAAGUCGGAGUCAGAAUAUGCACGGCAAAGAUUGGAGUCUUGUCUUCAAGCCGCUUGGGAUACUCUAGACCAAGAUUUGUUUAAUAAGUUGGGUGCAAGUAUGAAUGAUCGCAUUGAGGCAGUCAUUGCGGCUAAGGGCUGGCACACUAAGUACUGA